This is a messenger RNA of Kogia breviceps (pygmy sperm whale), 1200 nucleotides long. RefSeq names its product OTU deubiquitinase with linear linkage specificity (gene OTULIN). NCBI's taxonomy places the organism in Eukaryota, Metazoa, Chordata, Mammalia, Artiodactyla, Physeteridae. The record is from RefSeq and is a predicted model, not a curated record. Gene Ontology annotation, cellular component: cytoplasm. Gene Ontology annotation, biological process: negative regulation of inflammatory response; protein linear deubiquitination; innate immune response. Gene Ontology annotation, molecular function: cysteine-type deubiquitinase activity.
AAGUGUCCUGUGAACCGUCGGUAGCCGGCGGGCAGCAGAGCUGCAGCGGCGGCCACGGCCGGGCCCCCCGACGGGAGGGGCUCCGGAUCGCUGGGAGGCGGCCGAACCCCUGCGGCGCCGCCGCCGGCGGAGGCCCCAUGAGUCGGGGGACGAUGCUUCAGCCCGGAGCGUGGCCGGGGGAGAGCUGUGCAGAGAAGCCGGCGCGGGAGGCGGGGGCCGCGGCGCUGGAGGGCGAGAAAGUGGUGGCCGGGGGCCAGGCGCGAGCCGCGGUGCGGUGCCCGGCCGAGCACGAGGAGGACAUGUAUCGUGCGGCGGAUGAAAUAGAAAAGGAGAAAGAAUUACUUAUACAUGAAAGAGGGUCAUCAGAACCCAGAUUAAGUGUAGCUCCUGAAAUGGAUAUCAUGGACUAUUGCAAAAAAGAAUGGAGGGGAAAUACGCAAAAAGCAACAUGUAUGAAAAAGGGCUACGAGGAGGUGUCUCAGAAAUUCACCUCCAUCAGGAGAGUCCGUGGAGAUAAUUACUGUGCGCUGCGGGCCACGCUCUUCCAGGCCAUGAGCCAGCCGGCCGCGCUGCCCUCCUGGCUGCAGGACCCGGAGCUCACGCUGUUACCAGAGAAACUCAUAAGCAGAUACAGCUGGAUCAAGCAGUGGAAGCUUGGGCUGAAGUUGGAGGGGAAGAGCGAGGAGGACCUGGUUGAUAAAAUGAAGGAGUCCCUCGCUUUACUGAGGAAGAAGUGGACAGGCUUGGCUGAACUGAGAACUGCUGAAGCGAGGCAGAUAGCUUGUGAUGAACUGUUCACGAAUGAAGAAGAGGAGUACAGCCUCUAUGAAGCUGUGAAAUUUCUCAUGCUAAGCAGAGCCAUCGAACUGUAUGAUGAUAAAGAGAAGGGAAGGGAAGUGCCGUUCUUCUCUGUGCUUCUGUUUGCUCGGGACACGUCAGGUGACCCCGGGCAGCUGCUGAGGAACCAUCUGAACCAGGUGGGGCACGCCGGUGGCCUUGAACAGGUUGAAAUGUUCCUCCUCGCCUACGCCGUGCGCCACACCAUUCAGGUGUACCGGCUCUCCAAGUACAGCACUGAAGAGUUCCUCACCGUCUAUCCCACCGACCCCCCCAGGGACUGGCCAGUGGUGACCCUGAUCGCCGAGGACGAUCGGCACUACAACGUCCCCGUCAGAGUGUGUGAGGAGACGAGCGUGUGAG